GUUUCACUUUCUCAUUCCCAAUGACUCAGAAGAGUCUUGAUGUUGGAAUAUUGUUAUCUUGGACAAAAUCUUUCAACUGCCCUGGUGUUGUUGGUGAGGAUGCUGUUAAGAUGCUUAAUGAUGCUAUUCAGAAGCAUGGUGGAUUAGAUAUUACAGUCACAGCAGUUCUUAAUGACACUACAGGCACACUCGUACAAGGUGCUUAUAUGGACAAGCGAUGUGCUCUGGGCAUGAUUCUUGGCACUGGCUCUAAUGGCUGCUACAUAGAAAAAGUUGAGAAUAUAGAGAAGUGGCAUGGAAAGCACCAGGAAGCCGAGAUGAUUGUGGACAUAGAAUGGGGUGCCUUUGGGGAUAAUGGUGUACUAGAUUUCAUCAAGACAAGCUGGGACAGAGCUGUAGACAGCAAAUCACUGCUUGUUAAAUCAUUCACCUUUGAAAAGUACUUUGCUGGAAAAUACUUAGGAGACUUAUAUCGUGAGAUUUUACUCACUCUGUCCAAAGAAGGACUCUUCUGUUCUGGUAACAUCGGCAAGUUAGAUACGCAGGGUGCAAUUACUACCACUGAUGUUUCUAACAUUGAGAGGUAAGUAAAGGCAAUGGAAAGAGACGA
Messenger RNA from Penaeus vannamei (Pacific white shrimp), 610 nucleotides. The record is from RefSeq and is a predicted model, not a curated record. Lineage: Eukaryota; Metazoa; Arthropoda; Malacostraca; Decapoda; Penaeidae.